AUGCGUGCCCCUGUGCCCCUAAUUUUACCCGCUCAACUGCUGCCUCUUGCCAUCGCUUUGUUGUUGCAGAGCCUGGCUUGGCUGGGCUGGGCUACGCAGGUGGGUGCUGCUGCUCAACAGCCCCAGAUCGCCAUAAUUUCUCCGUCAACUCCGUCUCGUCUCCCUUCCAACAUUCCGUUACGGACCCUCCCUGCCCGAUCUCCCGCCGACCAAGACUCCCACGCCGCUUCACUCCUCGGCUUUCCGGGCCACGCCGCCUCUGGUCAUCGUCGGCAGUCCUCCAGUUCCGAGUCAUCCUGGACUGACACCGGCGAUAUUGGUGAUCAACUCGGCGACGAGCACGACCCUGUGCGUCUUCAGCUGCCCGAAGAGCUCGAGCAAGAGCUCCUCGCCGGCGUGCAGAAGCGUCAGCCCAAACACGCCAAACAGGUUCGCAUACGCGACCCCCCGUCUGAGCAAUACCAUCGAUCCCCGUCGCUUCCGCCGACUAUUCACAAGGAGGCCAUUGAAAUCCCCUACAUUCAACCGCAACCUCCCUCGCGAGCCCAGCGCUGUAUCGGAGCAAUCAUGUCGGGACCAUCGGGUUCCAUCCAUGGCCUGACCGGCAAGGCCCUGCUUUAUUUCACUAGCAUAUUUGUCUCUCUUGGCGUAUUUCUGUUCGGCUAUGAUCAAGGCGUCAUGUCGGGCAUCAUCACUGGCCCUCACUUCAUCGACUACUUCAACCACCCCUCCAAAGCCCAUGUUGGUACCAUGGUGGCAAUUCUGGAGAUUGGCGCCUUCAUUUCCUCGCUAAUCGUCGGCCGGGUCGGAGACAUCAUUGGCCGAAGGCGUACCAUCCUGUAUGGUUCCUGCAUAUUCUUCGUUGGCGGCGCUUUACAGACACUGGCAACCUCCAUGGCCAUGAUGAUGCUUGGCCGAAUCAUUGCUGGUGUUGGUGUUGGCAUGCUGUCUACCAUUGUGCCCGUGUACCAAUCCGAGAUUUCCCCUCCUCACAACCGUGGAAAACUUGCUUGCAUAGAAUUUUCUGGCAACAUUAUCGGCUACACAACCUCGGUCUGGGUAGACUACGGCUGCGGCUUCAUCGACAGCGAUUUGUCGUGGAGAGUCCCUCUUCUCAUGCAAUGUAUCAUGGGAGCUCUUCUCGGUCUUGGCAGCUUGAUCAUUGUCGAGUCUCCGAGAUGGCUUCUUGACAAUGACCACGACGAGGAGGGCAUGGUGGUCAUCGCUAAUCUGUACGGAGGCGGUGAUAUUCACAACCCCAAGGCCAGAGAAGAAUAUCGCGAAAUCAAAAUGAAUGUGCUUCUCCAGCGACAAGAAGGCGAACGGACAUACUCGGACAUGUUCAAACGAUAUUCCACACGCGUCUUCAUCGCCAUGUCUGCGCAAGCCCUGGCGCAGCUGAAUGGCAUCAACGUCAUCUCCUACUACGCUCCCUACGUCUUUGAGUCGGCAGGUUGGGUUGGACACGAUGCUGUUCUGAUGACGGGCUUGAACGGCAUUACUUACCUCUUGUCUACAAUCCCGCCUUGGUAUCUGGUGGAUCGAUGGGGUCGAAGGCCCAUUCUGCUGUCCGGCGCAGUUGCCAUGACUAUUUCUUUGUCACUCAUUUCCUACUUCAUCUACCUCGAUGUCAAAUGGACACCGAGAAUGGUGGUCUUGUUCGUCAUGAUCUACAACGCAGCCUUCGGCUACUCUUGGGGGCCGAUUCCAUGGCUAUACCCACCUGAGAUCCUCCCUCUCAGCAUUCGCUCCAAGGGUGCCAGCUUGUCCACGGCCACGAACUGGGCGUUCAAUUGGUUGGUUGGCGAGAUGACACCGAUUCUGCAGGAAUGGAUCAAAUGGCGGCUCUAUCUCGUCCAUGCAUUCUUUUGCACAGUCUCCUUUGUGAUUGUGUAUUUCAUCUACCCCGAGACUUGUGGCGUGCGUCUCGAAGAAAUGGAUUCCAUUUUUGGUGAUGCUAGCACGGUCAUGGGCACCCCAUCCCUCCAUGCCGACACCGAAUCCCUCAUCCGAGCCGGCUCACCUGGCCCGUCGAGAGACUUUCCCGGAAUGUCACUUGAUGCCGCCGCGGAAAUAGACGACGAUCGGAAAUCACAAAUCCAGACGGGCGGCGGCGAGGACCGAAGCGUCGGUGGCUGGCUCUCCAGAGUCGUAGCUCGCGGCCGGUCGCCGAGCGUCCGCAGCAGCCAGGGUCGGUAUGCUCCUUUGGGUCAGGAUGAGGGCCGCCGCAACGAUGAUUGA
Metarhizium album ARSEF 1941 is the source of this 2241-nucleotide messenger RNA. Its product is annotated as General substrate transporter. The transcript is spliced from 6 exons. Lineage: Eukaryota; Fungi; Ascomycota; Sordariomycetes; Hypocreales; Clavicipitaceae. Gene Ontology annotation, cellular component: membrane. The record is from RefSeq and is a predicted model, not a curated record. Gene Ontology annotation, biological process: transmembrane transport; carbohydrate transport. Gene Ontology annotation, molecular function: carbohydrate:proton symporter activity. The coding region runs from base 1 to 2241 and encodes 746 amino acids.